This is a messenger RNA of Cotesia glomerata, 789 nucleotides long. RefSeq names its product defensin coprisin-like (gene Def2). The transcript has 2 exons. The record is from RefSeq and is a predicted model, not a curated record. Gene Ontology annotation, biological process: defense response to bacterium; humoral immune response. Bases 69 to 410 code for a protein of 113 amino acids. NCBI's taxonomy places the organism in Eukaryota, Metazoa, Arthropoda, Insecta, Hymenoptera, Braconidae.
UCGCUCCAUUGCAUACCGAUCAGUGAACAAAGCUACAAAUUUAUUGAAAUAAAAAUAAAUAAAUUACAAUGAAGUUGUUAAUUGAAUUUAUCUUCGCUUCGUGUCUGAUCGCGAGUAUUUCUGCCGCUGCUGUGCCGAAUAGAAUCUUCGAGCGUGACGCCGGAAGUGAUUAUGCCGAGCCAGCCGCCAGUGAAAUAGACGACGUCGGACCCGCGGCCAGUGAAAUAGACGCAGAAGGCCCGGAACUAGUCAGAGAACGUCGGCUAACCUGCGAUUUGUUCUCCUUCCAAUCACAGUGGGUCUCGCCUAAUCACUCAGCUUGCGCCGCGAAAUGCAUCGCUCAAGGAAAACGCGGCGGGUCUUGCUCAAAUGGAGUUUGUAAUUGCAGAGGCAAAUGGUGGGGUAAAUAAUUGAGGUUUUUCAUCGGCUCUAUGUUCACUUUGGUCACCGGAUAGUCAAUUUUAUUACAUAUGAUUAUUAUUAUCAAAUAUUAUAACAAAAAAAUAUACUUUAGAGGAUUUUACUUGUUCAUUUUUUGAUAUUUUACAAGGAUUUAUCUCUUAUAGUAUGCUUCGCUCCCUUUUUUAUUAAUUUUUGCCCCUUCCCGCUUUUUUUUUAAUUAGAAAUAAUUAAUAUUAUUAAUAUAACAGACUUUUACGAAUUUUUAAGCCUCACUUGUGUGAAGAAAAAAAUUUUAGUAAUUUUUUACUUGAAGAUUAUCAAUUGUUUGCUAUUUUUAGUAGUAUAAGAAAGCAAUGUACCAAAAAUAAUAAAAAUUUGAGUAAUUAA